This is a messenger RNA of Lymnaea stagnalis (great pond snail), 11088 nucleotides long. The record is from the annotation of a GenBank genome assembly. Lineage: Eukaryota; Metazoa; Mollusca; Gastropoda; Lymnaeidae.
ACCUUUUUUAAAACCAGAUGAAACGGUUAAAAACCUAAGUCGAAGGCUUCAUAGCUUCAAUAGAAGUAUAGAAUAGAAUACAAGAGAAGCAGAAGACUUGUAGGCUAUAAUAACGUCAUUUCUCUGACUUUUUACUUCAUUGAUAAUUUAAUUGGUUUAAUGUGACAAAACACACGGGUUAUUAAUAUAAUAUUACGAAAAAAUCACUGUCUUGUUCGAGUCUCACAGUGUCACUGAUCAGUACAGUUACAGCCUCAGUGAUUGAACGAUUAGUUAGGAUAGGCUUAGUGAGUGUGUCCGUCAGUUCAAGUUUAGUAUGGGUAUCUCCGUCGUUCCACAAACUAGUCUGACUCAGUAAAUAAGUAAGUUGUAGACCUAUCCUAAUCACUAUUCAAUUAAUUCAUAAUUAGUCCUCAGCCUCUUAACUUUUACUUAUUAGUAUUACUUAUAUUAAAUUAGGCUUAGGCUAGGCCUAGUUAUUGGUUAAGGGGCCAUCCAUAAUCAUAAAUGAUGUCAAUAUCAGGCAUUGAGGCAUCCAAGGUGGGAGAAGGCGGUAGCAUUUUUUGAGGAGGGGGAGGGGGUGUUUAAGCAGUGUGAUGUCACAUUACAAGCCGAACAUUUUUAAUAUAAUUAUUUUAUUUAAUAAACAAUUAUUUUAUUUUAAACUACUGAGACUGAGAGAAUCAUUACAAGUAUGCGAGGUCCAAAAAAUGGCAUCUGAUCAAGUUACAGAACACUUGGAGGAGGAGAAUCGGGGUGUAGUGACAUUGACAGUUGUGAGAAUUGUGUAAAUGUGGUUGAGGGGGGAGGGGGGGAUGAUAUCUCAGUAAAUAUUCUAGAAAUUCUUUACCAUUUUGGAGCACUGCAUCCCCUCUAAAUUUCAAAUCAUUUUCAGUUGUUGUUGUUUUUUUUUUUUGGGGGGGGGGGGGGGGGGGGGGGGGUUUUGGAUUUUUUAUUAUGUGACUUUAUAAUUGAGGGGGGUGGGGUCUAACUUUUUGUGAUGAGGGGGGAGGAGGGGUAAAAAAUCAUUAAUCAGUUUGUGUGGCGUCAUUUAUGGAUGGCCCCUAAGUACCUUAGUAGUAAAGUCUAUACUAUACACCAUACAUAGUAAAGUCUAUAGUUCGUCUUUUUUGCCUAUCUUGCCUCUUGGGCGCCCAUUCGUCUCAAGGGCAAGGGGGUUUAAAAUAUAUGUGGUGCACAUUAUGUAAAACCCUGCAACUGAGACAAUGUGAGUGGGAGUGACCGCAAGUCAGCGGCAUCUCUGGACACAUAUCUGACGGAUACAUUAAAGUUGCUACGGCUACGUUCAUCCGAAAUUCUGCUUAAGCGCCUCAGGGCAAUAUAAAUAUGAGGAAGGAAGCAUUGAGCUCUGCCCAAGGAUUUGUAUACUAAAUGGGGCUUCUUGCUUUACUCCUCACCAGCCUUUAAUGUAGUCUAUGUCUAUGCUACCAGGGUUAUACCAUCUGACAUGAUAAAUUAUGAAGCCAAAAGCAAAAUAUAUUACACAUUUUUUCAUGUCAUUUUCAUUUCUGUUCAUUCUUUAUAUAAAUGCUCUUUUGAAUUUAAUUUAAUUUAAGAAGAGAGUUAUGUUUUAGUUAAUUCUAUGCAAUGUACUUAUUUUUUGUGUGGCUAGGUCAUAUAGAUGUAUUUCUCAUUUGUGUGCAGAAUAACUAUAUACAUGCUACAUAUAUUUAUUAGGUGUCAUGUCAUGAGGCCCUUGUAGAAUAGACACAUGAUCAAAAUGGCCAGCAAAGUUAUUUGGUCUAUAUUAAACUCUAUACAUUGGGUUCCCAGACAGCUGAACCUACACGACAACUGAACCCAAGACAACCGAACCCAUGUCAAGUGAACCCACGGACAAGUGAACCCACGGACAAGUGAACCCACAGACAAGUGACCACGUUGACAACUGAACCCAUAGACAACCAAACGCACGACAGGUGACCAGAAAAAUAAUAAAAUUGAAUAGAAUAUGUAUUAAAUUUUAAAAUGCCGAAACGCAUAGAAAACGUACCACGUAAAAUUUUCUACUGAUUAAAUACAUAUAUAUUAUUAUAAUUAGUUUCAUUGGUUAAAUUGGCUUUAAAAAAUAAUUUUACUCUGCAAAGUGUUGGGGCUUAAAAAUAUUUUUAUUAAAAAACGAGUAAUAGUAGGCCUAUAGUUGGCAAAUGUCAUCCUAAUUAUUAUAUUAACUUUAUUGCUUUUUUUAUAUAAAUGUCAGCUCUGUCACAAGCGGCCUUGUUUACUCAUAAGUAGCUUCGACUCUUUAACCCAUAUUUAGUUUUGCAAUUAGAAUUAGAGCAAGUUAUUUGUUCUUCUCAAGAAAUGUCAACUUACAGACACUCUCAGAGCAACUCUGAUAAUGAAAUGUAUUGCUAUAUGUAUAGGCCUAUAAUAUGAUGAGCAUACUGCUAUCAACCGUAUCGUCGUAAACAAGUAGGUCCUAGCCAUAAGCUUAAUUUUAAUUAUCCUUUCCAGAUUUUGAAAUUUGGUUCUCCGCUACUACACAAAAAAUAAAGUGGUAUUUUUACAUUUUUACCUGCAUACUUUCCAAAAUCAUACCAUACAAUUCAGGAUAUUUGUUGAUUUUUAUUGAGUUUUCAUUAAUUUAUAAUUGAAUUGAUACAUAUUAAAUAGUAGGCCUAUCAAUAACCUAUAAUAUAGCUUUGCUCAACUAUGCAAAAUAAAUAUCGUCUAAAAAAGUGUUUAGUAGAGUUAUAAUGAAUACAAAUUAAUGUCUUUAAUCUCUACAUUGUACGUUUUCUAGACAUUUCGUCUUUUUUACAUAUUCUAUUUAAUUUUAUUAUUUUUUGUGGUCACCUAUCGUGCGUUCGGUUGUCUAUGGGUUCAGCUGUCAGUGUGGUCACUUGUCUAUGGGUUCACUUGUCAUGAGUUCGGUUGUCUAGGGUUCAGUUGUCGUAGGUUCACCUGUCGUGCGUUCAGUUGUCUGGUCACCUAUAUAUAGUCAUAAUACUAUAAAGUCAUAGACACUAUUAUGACUAUGGUAGAUGAUUACUUCUACUCAGUGGCAUAGCUGGGGUUACUGUUGCCUGGAAGCUGGCCAAAAAUCCCACCCAACCAAGAAAAAUCCCUCUGCAGCAUGGCAGAAAAUACUACCCCUCCAUAUGAAGAAAAAAGUGCUGUCCCCUUCCUAAACCAUUGGGUCUAAGCAUAUGUAUAAUAUAUAUUGUAUAGAUAGUCGUACGUACUCUUCCAUUUAAAAUUAAAGAAUGCCAGUGGCAUUAAAGACAUUCAACAUAUAUUCAGGUUCCUUAACUAUACAUUCAUGUGAUUUAUGAUUCACAGUGAUAUUUUGCCUAAAGACUCUUUUAACAGAAGCAUAAUGUUUUUAUACAUUGAUGGUUCAACGCUGUCAAGACUAUUAUUUAGCCAUCUGAACAGUCAUGGAGGCCAGGUAAAUAAGUCAACACUUUUGACUUUAAUUUUGAUAAAUAAUAAGCCCUAAUGGUAAUGGGCUUAGAUAGUAAGUAGCAGGCUAAACUAGGAGGAGUGGCAAAUGCUCACAAUCUGAGAUUUGUAUUAUUUUGUAUGCAACAUGAAUUGUUUGAAAGUAAAAUAGCAAACUCAUUGUGAUUGGGUGAUUUUGGGUAAGACAAGAGAAUUAUUAAAGGAGGAUUUAAUGAAGCUUUGAUGCUGGGAAUAACAAUCUAAAAUGUCUGGGCCUGGGUUAGAAUGAGUGAAAGCAUGGGGUGCCCCACUUGUAGCCUUGAAGUAGUUUUUUUCAGUGUGGUCUUGGUUGGUGUGAGAGGAUUUUAUAUUCAAGUCUAAUGGUAGUGUUCCCUUUUAGUACAGGUAAUUACCAUUAAUUUUCAAGUUUAAACAAUCAAAAUUAACUUAAGUAUUUUUUAGGUCUUAAAGUAGUUAAUGUUUUGAACAGCUUACUAAUUAUUUUUUCCACAGUAUGGAUUUCUAUUGGGGGAGAGAAUUGAACAAAUAGAAGACAAGAUAAGUGAUUCUCAAAUUCAUACCUCCAAUGUCAAUUCCUUCAUUUGUAAGUCAUUUCAUUUUAAACUUUCAACUGCUAAAUCAGCCCCAAAAAAUUCAGGGUCUCAGGAUAUUCAACUCAAAAAAUCUCAGCUCUUGCGCUUGAUCCUAUCUUAUUAUCAAUUAAUUUGUUUAGUUUUAUGGAGCACAUUAUACCAUUGCAAAUUUUCAUGAAUAAGAUCAAGACCUGUUACUUGUUUGAAGGAAACAUUUUUUAGGGCAAAUAUGCCCAUUUACAUAUGUUUUUGUCUUUAAUAAGACAAACUUCCUUCAUGAUCCAGUUGACUGUAUUGGUUUAAUUAUAACAUUUUUAAAUUAUGAGAUUCUUUUUAAUGUGACCCUGGUUACUAAAUGGACAUGCCUAUCUCAAAUUAUAUAUGCUGAAUGUGUUUGAAAUUUACUGCAGUAAAUUCAAAAGUGAUGCAUUACAGUUCAGGUUGACUUUUAUUAAUGAUUACCCACUGUGACAGAAUUCAUUCAUUUGACGGAAAGAGUUUUUCCUGUCAAAUUUUUUAAUUGCCAUUGACCAUGAUUUAUUGAGCUAUUGAUUUAUUUUUCCGGUUUUCUUAAUUUUGGUACCAGUAUCAACUUUCUUAAAUUAUCAUUUAUUGAAGCAGUUUGAACAUAUGCAAUUGGUCUUUUUUGAAUUCAGAUAUUUCCUCAUUUAUACCUUGGCUUGGAAAAGACUUGAUGUACCACAGAAAUGGAUGCAUCAAUGAAAAAGAGAUGGAUCGCCUUCUUCAAAAAACAGAUCAGGUUAGGUCAACAAGUAGCUUUCUUGUGGCUACUUUUAGUAGGGUAGUAAUAAGCAAUUUGUGUAUUUUGCUUUAUACUAUUCAGACUGUAAUACAUUUCUUAUACUUCUGUAAGCUAAAUACUUUCUAAAAUUGUAUUUAUUUGCAGACUUUAGUUGGAUGGUAUAGUUUUCGGCACCAGACUCGUCAGAGGCCAUCAUUCAGAGAGUUAACUUUGCAUGAUAAGCUGACAAAGGCAGACAAAUAUGUUAAGGACUCAAGUGAUUUCCUAUUUUUCCUGUGCACAUCAUCAUUCUCCAAAAAUAUGUCAACACACCUCAGCAGCCAUGGUUUCAUGCAUCUUAUUGACAGGUAUAAAUAAAAUAAAAAUAUUUUUUGUCUGUUUCCAAGCUUAAUUUCUUAUUUAUUUAGAUGUGUAAAUAUUUCAUAAUUUACCCUUUAAUGUUACAACAAAUUAUGGUACCUAAAAUUUGAGACAGGGUUUUGAAAAAUUAUGCAAUUUAUUUCCAUUGCUAAGUUCAUAAAAUAAAAUUUAAAUGGUGUAACAAUUUGUAAAUUUUUAAAUGCUGUGGUGCAAGCAGAGCAUUGAAAUAUGUUUGGGAGGGGGGGGGGAUAUCACCCUAAUAAAUAUGUCUAUACAGUUUAAAUUAUUGAAAUUACUUUAAAUUAUUUUUGCAUAAUUGGGAAUGUAAGAAGUUGAACAUACAAUAUGCACUCUCUCAUGUGGGUGUGAGAAUUUGAAAACAUGUUGCCUUUUAUAACAUAGCAAGGCAGUUUUGUUCCAGAAAUUAGGAUGUUUUUAUGUUUUUAUAAAAUAAAUUAUUUUGGCAUGGAUUUUAAUGUUUUUACCACAAACUCAUAAAGAAUGCAAACUGGUUCAGACGCCCUCUCAAAGGGGAUUUAUACAGUGGGUUUCUCCCUCGUGACUAAUUCACAAAGUAGCUGGGGCGAAAUCGCUGCCUAGGAGCAGCUUCCUUAAAUGGUGUGUAAAUAGAAUCAUCAACAUGGGGUUGCCACACCCCACCUCAUGUCACAUAUCCAUUAACGGCAACAUGUAAUCAUGUUCCCUACCCUGUUUCUGUUUUAAAUUCCAACUACAGAUUUUCCACAGUUGGUAGCCCUGUAGAUGCUACCAUUUUUGGCAGAUACCAUGCAUGUCCCUUGUCAACCAACACAGGCAUGUGCAUUGGUGGUUUUGUUCUCCGGGUAAUCCCUGGGGUCGGUGGCAACACCUCUUUAGUCAGCAAGCCACUACAGACUUACCAACCAGAGCCCUGGGGAAGGAAAUUUUGUACUACAAACUUAUACUCACAAAAAUUUCAAUACAUUAACAAAAAUUCCGUAUCCAUGCCAUAAAGUAGUGAUAGGAAAUGUUUCAUUCGUGCCAUAAGUAUAAGAACAGUGAAUGAACAUCAGUACAUAUCCAUGCAAUAGUUUGUUUAAAAUGAGCCUAUGUCCAGGAGAGGAAGCUCUCCUACUGGCUAAGCUACCGCUUUUGGUAAAUCAUUUUUUUGUUACUUGUUACAAGUGUGUUAUUUUGUAUUACUUUCCACAGAAAAUUAGUUGAGGUGCCAAUGACUAUCAUGAAUUUAGGAGACACAACUCGAAAAGAGUACCGCAAGCAAAGCAAUGCUACAUUAUCCCACUGUAAAACUGUCCAAGCUUCUCUUAUUAAGCACGGGUUCGUAAAAAAAAUUUUUAAAGUUACAUUAAACUUCUCCACAUCAAGUUUUUCAUUCACAUAGUAUUAGAUGUUCUCAGUUUUUUUUAUUCCAGAAUGUGUUUUUGCCACUGGGAAUUUUAGGGGUCCUUUUUAAAGAUUCUUAAAUUCCCUUUGCAAGCUCUCAUUUAGCUUGUCAAUGGUGUUUUCACAGUUCUAAUCAUUGAAAUUUCAUUAAGUAUGAUCCAGGUGACAUACAAUGCUCAAAUGUUUAAUUUAUCAGCAUUAGGUGGAGCUUGACUUUUACCUAUUCCGAAUUAAAUGUAGCACUAAAGAAUUAUUGUCACACUAUCUCUGGGUUUUUAUGCGCAAACAGCUAAUCAAUGUGAUAUGACAACCAUCAUUACUUGUUUGUGUGCAUGGCUGCUGAGGAAGCCACCACACAUCUCAUGAGUGUCAAAUCGGUUGAUGAUUAGAAUAAAUUUAUUUAUUUUUAAAAAUUAAUUAAUGUGUGUAAGUAGGGACAUAAAAAAAUCUUUGUGUUGUUGUGUAAAAUACAGGCCAUGAGAUAUUGUGUGAGAUAUUGCAUAUGAUAUUAUAUAUUUAACGCAUUAUUUAAUCUGUUUUUCUAUCUUUCUUCUUUAGGAAGGACCAUCUGCAACCGUCUGGUGAAAUGGAUCAAAUUACUAAAAUUAAGAGUCUUUCGUCCUCAUUCAAUAAGGGAUUAAUGGUGAGUACUGUUUUUUACACACACAACUGUUACUAGAAAAGCUAAAAUCAUCUUAGUAAAGAAUUGUAAACAAAUUCUUAACCUCCUGACGUUUGCUGUUGAUCCUUAUGUUUACUUCACAAUUAAGUAAACAGAUUUUUGGUUGUCGGUUUUGUUAUCAAUAAACACAAUUUUAAAAAAAAUCAAGAUAAAAAAAAACUUUUAAAAAUAAAUUGAUCCGCUUUCAACUGCGGCUUAUGAUCUUAUUAAAAUCAUGUCAAUCCGACUGUCGCUGAUUAAUAUGUGAUUGGUUUGUUUCAUCAAAUUCUUUGACACAUUGAUACGUCGAAAUCACACCGGACUGAACACUAGUCCUUUUCUAUUAGUAAUGUAAUGUAAACUUUAAUCCAGAAACAUAUAUAUCAGGCUGCACAAUGAAUCAAACACAUGUAUAACGCAGCUCACUAUAAGUAGAAGAAAAUUGUACACAAAGUUCUCUCAUUCACUGCUCAAUGAAAUGCACAUGCACCAAUAAUAGACACCACCAUCACAAUUAUCAUAAAAAUACAUCACAAUGUGUCACAAGUCUUAAUGGCAAAUCAAGCCUUCAUUAACUAAACUACUACACAAGACACACUGCACACAAUAAAAUAUUCUUUGAGCAAACAUUAAUAGUGAAUACCCAUACUCGACACUGACCUUGCUGUGUGAAGCAUUUGGGAAUGCAUUGUAAAAUCUUGAUAACUGGUUUAAAACCAGAUUUAUAAGAACCAGUUUUCCCUGAAAAAAACAAUAAAUUUUUAAAAAUUCUGAAAUCGGGGUAACAAAAUUAGUUUAUAAAGAGGCAUUUUUGCAUCAUUUAUUGCAUAAAUAAAAUUAAGUAUAUGUGUAAAUAAAAGUAUUUUAUAAGGAAGUGUGAAAUUUGUGUAACUGCCUAGACAGUGAACUAAAGAAAACAUCACAAUUUGUUCAAUUUCUUUGUCUCUUUAUUUUUCUAAUGGCUAAUGGGCUGUAUGUUUGAAUUUAUUUAUCUUUUUCUGUCUGUACAGUUAAUUAUAAAAAUUUUUUAACAUUUUUUGCAUCAGAAUUUAAGUUGAUCCAAAUUUUAGGAAAAUGAGUUAACAAUUAUUGUUGUCUUUUAGCUUCAUGGUUCUCAGAUCACAUUUGUGGUUUAAAGAAAGAUUAUUUAUGUCAUUUUUUGCCAUUACUAAAGGAUUAUCUUUACCUUCAUGGAUGUUAAAUAUAACUAUUUUUGUAACUAAGGACAUUUUCUCUUUUUCCAAAAGGCUGCACAUAAGGCAGUUGUUGCUACUGAAUCUGUGUUGGGCGCUCUAGAAGCAGAAGUCAACUAUCUGAAGCAACAGUUGGAUGCUGUAGAACUGGAGGAAAUGAAUUUCUUACAUGAAAUGGAAAAUGAACAAAAAAUAAAAAAUGAGGAAGACCUUGCAAGACUUAAUAAGAGGACAGAAGAAGAUGAAAAUGAGCAAAUACAACAAUUAUUACUUAAUUUAGGUAUGUCAAACCAAAAUGUUCACCCUGUGUCAGGUCCGGCGUCGUCAUAUGAUGAAAGCCACAACUUCCGAGGCUUCCAAGGGAUUGAUUCAAUGCCAUCACUCCCCGCAAAUUCAUCAAAUGUGAACAUGACUAGUCGUGACUUCAGCUCAAACAAUGUUCAACCACAAAUUCUUCAUGUGGAUAAAAAGCAGGGUAGGGCUGCUAAUAGCCCGAAAGAUGUUCCAGACAGACGUGAUAAACAAAGGACUAAAGCUAAAACAGAUAAAGGCGAUCCAUUUUCAUUUGUUGACGAUGUGUUGCAGCAGAGGAAGCCAAAUGGAGCUGACAUGCAGGGCACAAGUUUGCAAAGUAAAUCCAGUUUGACAUCACAAGACCUUAACCAUACCGCUACCACUUCUGCUGCUUUGAAGGAAGUUUACAAUAAAGCUGAAAUGCCCAAUAAAGGCCACAGAGUUAUGGGCAACACAGCCAGCAAGCCAGCUCCUAACUCUGGGAACAGUAAAGAUGAAAGAAGUGAAAAUAGUGAUGGACAUUUAGGUAAGAUUAACUCCUGUGAGGAGACAGUGACCUUGUCAUCAUCACCUGUGUUUUAAACAAGUCUACAAACUUCUUUACAUUGAUAAUUGUUUUUAAUUUUUAUUAUUAUUAUUUUAUUUUUUUUGCACUUGUUUAUUUUUUAUUUGCUUUGGAAAUGACAAGGAGAUUGAUAAUUCAAUUAUUUUCAGAAUUAUCAAUUUGUUUGUACCUAUAUGCCAUUUUCAAUCCCAAUUACUUGAUAAAGCCUCGUGUCUGUGGUGUGAAAAUUUGACACAUCUUCAAUAAAGGUUAUUUUUGAGUUUUUGCUAGUCUGGUCUGUCUGCAUUCACAGCAAAGAAGAAUAUAUUCUGUUUCUCAUGACAUGCUAGUUGGACAGCCAACCUUUAAUGCUUAUGUUUUUAGAUGAAACUUUAAAAAAAAAUAUUACCUUAUUAUUGCCAGUAUCGGUAUUAGUUUUUAAAAAUAGCUGCAUGUUUGUUUAUUUCAUUAUUUAAUAAUUGAAAAUAAUAGGACCCUCUUUCUCUGCAAAAAGUGUAGGAUCUGCAGUUAUGUCGUUAAAGUCUUUCACCACCAUGUUUGCAAAAUGAGGAUGAGGAUGUUAUAGUUUUUUGUAUUUUCCUUUUUUUUUUGCUGAUCGAAAAUGAACAUCCCUUAAUCAUUACCCAAUGUUGUUCAUUUCCGUAUCUCCCUUAUUUAGAUACUGCCACCCUCUGUUGCUAAAAAAUAAUGUUUCUCUUUUUUUUUGGUAUAAACAUUUUAUAUCUGCGCAAUUUAGUAUUUUCUUUAUAAAAUAAUGUUUUUAAACAGAUAACUCUUGUGAUAGAUUUAUCAAUCUAAGUUUGGUAGUUUUAUCAAUGAGGUAUUUUCUGUCUUUACCUUUGUGGUUGAUCCCAUUAUAGAAUAAUAAAUUUAUUUAGGGCACUUAAAAGGGUUACUUUUUUUAUAUCAGACUUUAAAAAAAAAAAAAAAUAUGGAAGGGUGGUUUAGAAAAAAAAAAAAAUUGUAUCACUACUGGUAUUACUGGUAUAUUGAAAUAAGCUGAAAAAUAUAAAUGCUUAUUAAUUUUAAAGAUAAAUAAGUGGUACUAUGGGUAACAGGUUUCAAUGUUAUUACAUGAAAAGGUCAGCUUACUUGCUGUAUGAAUUGGUAAAAGUGAAGCCUUUCUUUUUGCUAAUAGGUUUGAAAUUUCAACUGUGCCAAAACUUAUUUGCUGUUUUAUUAUUAUCUGCUUAUUCUACCUUUUGUUUUAAUGCAUCUACUUUCAAAUGUAAUCAUUUGUCAGCCAAUAAUAAUAACAUGUCUACAUGUUUAUUAUCAUUAACAAUAACUACUCAAAUAUAUAUUCUUUCUUAAAACUGAAUAGUCAAGUUCCAGCUGUCUCUUGAUAUUAGAAAGCCUUCUUUGUAAACACAAAUCAAUAUUUAACAUUGACACUUGAAACAUUAUUCUCAAUUGAUCUAAUCAGUGUCCUUUCUGUUUAUAUUUAUGGCUGGGUGUUUUUUUUUCAGAAAAUUUUUCAAGAAUUAAAAUAAUUUGUAAAGAAUGCUUUUGUGUGUCACUCUUUAUGUAGAUUUUACAGAUGAAGACUUUUCUCUGCCCAACAAUUCAACAUGUUCCUACUUAAUAAACAAAGACCUUGUGCAAGCUCUGCCUACAUGUUGUUGUUUUUUUUGGGUGCAACUUUGAGAAAAGAAACAAUAGCAAAAAAUAUGGCAAUAUUUAAACUUAUUCUUGAAUUGAUUAAAAAAUAAUAAUUUUAAAUACAAAACCAUUCUAUUCUAAGAAAAAAUGUAUUUAAGAACAAAAAAAAACAACUUUGCACCAAUUAAUUUGCUCUCCAUUGGCUGCACUGUUGCAAAAAUGCUGGGACAAUAUAUUUUUGUUUGUAUUUGAUAAAUAUAAAUAUU